Penicillium riverlandense is the source of this 366-nucleotide messenger RNA. RefSeq lists its product as uncharacterized. The transcript has 3 exons. NCBI's taxonomy places the organism in Eukaryota, Fungi, Ascomycota, Eurotiomycetes, Eurotiales, Aspergillaceae. The coding region runs from base 1 to 366 and encodes 121 amino acids. The record is from RefSeq and is a predicted model, not a curated record.
AUGUCCACCAACAAACCGAAAACCCCCUAUUUUUCCAACGGACAGGCUCUACAGAGCCCUCCGCUGACCGUCCGCGCCUCCCGCUUCGCAGAGAGCGUUUACAACUUCCUCGGCCUCUAUGUUGUCAGCUUCUUCUCUCUCGACCCGUACGCCGCCGCGCAAAACUCCCAAUUCAACAUCCACCGCCCCCGGACUUCGGCGACGCCGCGUUCACGGUGGGGUGGUGGGAGCUCAAGCUCAAGCUUCUGGGGGCCUGGAGGCGGUGGUGGAGGCGGUGGUGGCGGCUCUGGGCCGGGCUCAGGACCCGGGAGACGUAUUGGGCGCGUGGAUGAUGUUCGGGGACCGGAGUGUGGGAGUUGUCGGUGA